AUGGCUACUGAUUCCAGUAAUGGCAGUCGUAUCUUAAGUAUUGAAACUUUGCCAGGGAAAGGUCGAGCUUAUGUUGCCACUAAAGAUAUAACUGCAGGAACUGUCAUUCAUAUCGCCGAACCAUUGGCUACAGCUGUGUCACAAGAAUGGAUACCGGAAACAUGCAUGUGGUGUUUUGAUUUUGGUUACCCAAAGAAGCAAAAGGUCAAGAUAGUAGAUACUCCAAUAGAAAUGCAAGCACUGUAUCAAGAAUGGGAACAAUAUAAGAAUCAAGAACAUUGCCGAAUAUCAAAGAGGAACGUCAAGAAAGAAGAUAUGAGAAUUUAUAAGAACAUGUUAUUCUGUUCAGAAACAUGCCGCGAAAAAUUCAAGAAGUCGGGAGAUCAUUCAAACAAUCCCUCAUUAAUGGAAUGGAAACUGAUAUUAGCCAUGAAUAUGAAAUUAGACCAAGAAUAUAAAGAUACAAUGAAAAUAGAGCCAAAUUUGAUUACAACAGCAGCUUCUACAACGACUAUGACUUGUCAGCCUCUUGAAGGAAACGAUCAGUGGAUAGAUGCCAAUGAUGAUAGUCUUUUGCUUGCUUGGUUGGAUACAGCUUGGUCAUGCUUGACCAAAGAUUCAGGAAUCUAUAAAGAAAUAGACGAUGCCGAUAGAACAAUGUGUAGGCUGAUAGCUGCAUGUAUCAUAAAAAAAUACGUUGAAGAAGAGACUUCCAACAAGGCCCAAUUACAGAAUAUGUCGCUCGGAUUUAAAGAUCUUCUCCUCAUUCAGGACAACGAAUUGUCAUUUUUCAGAAGCUGCUUUCCGAAGACUUUACAACGUUUGCCGCCUCUAACUCAAUUAGACAGCGCCAGUAGGAAAUCCUUAUUAUUGUCUUUUCUUCCAAUAGAGAUAAAGGAUGUGAUGGCAUUGUACUGCUUCUUCCAACGCGCCUUAUCAAAUAGCUCCUUGGAGAAUAUACCAGCAUUAAAGAACGUCGAUCAUCCAUUGUUCCGAACAAUAUACUUUCGCGAAAAGGCAAAUAGUUUCGGGCUAUGGGAGCUCAGUGAUCGCGGUCAGGAUAUAGAUAACGGCGGCGUCACGGAUGAUCUGGAGUUGCUGGGCUGGGGCAUAUAUCCAUCUGCAGUUUACUUCAAUCAUUCAUGUGAUGCAAACGUUAAGAAAGUGAGAGAUGGCAGGAAUAUUAAGUUUAUUGCUCGACGCCCGAUAGAGCAAGGCGAAGAAGCUUGUAUCUCGUACGGAUCGAUAGAGGAAAGUGUGAAUGAGCGCCGUUCAAGGCUACUCGAACAUUAUUACUUUCUUUGUCAAUGUACACGGUGUUUAAAGGAAACAAUAUCAGAACCUCAAUAG
Messenger RNA from Mycotypha africana, 1350 nucleotides. RefSeq lists its product as uncharacterized. The transcript has a single exon. The record is from RefSeq and is a predicted model, not a curated record. Gene Ontology annotation, cellular component: nucleus. Gene Ontology annotation, molecular function: protein binding. Bases 1 to 1350 code for a protein of 449 amino acids. Lineage: Eukaryota; Fungi; Mucoromycota; Mucoromycetes; Mucorales; Mycotyphaceae.